Penicillium canescens is the source of this 1623-nucleotide messenger RNA. RefSeq names its product cytochrome P450. The transcript is spliced from 6 exons. The record is from RefSeq and is a predicted model, not a curated record. Lineage: Eukaryota; Fungi; Ascomycota; Eurotiomycetes; Eurotiales; Aspergillaceae. Gene Ontology annotation, molecular function: heme binding; iron ion binding; monooxygenase activity. The coding region runs from base 1 to 1623 and encodes 540 amino acids.
AUGGCGCUGAUAACUAUCGGUAUUCUGGUUUCCGUGACCACGUGCCUCGUUUUCCAUCUUCUCACUGUAACCUUGGCUCCAAGGAGAGCACCAAAGGGCUUGCGAGAUGUUCCCGUUGCCGGAAGUCAAGCAGCUCUAAUGGGCGCCCACCCGCAACGGCAGCUACAAAGUUGGAGUCGAGAACAUGGGGAGCUUUUCAAGGUACGCUUAGGUGGCGAGCAAUGGAUCUUCGUGAACAGCCCAGCAGCCGUGAAGGAGAUCUUCGAUAGGCAAUCACAGCACUCCUCCUCUCGGGCUCCAAGUCCAGUCGUGUCGGAUCUUCUCUCCGGUGGUAUGAGGUUCUUACUGAUGCCGUACUCGCCCCAUUGGAGGAAGCUACGUGCAAUUGUGCACAAGCUCCUGACCCCAAGGUCGUCGAACACCUUUAUACCCUCCCAGGAAUUUGAAGCAAAACAACUUCUGUGGGAUAUUUUAACCGACAAUGGAAACCAGGAGAAUUUCUACAUGCACAUCCGCAGGUAUACUACGUCCGUGGUAAUGACCUCCACUUACGGACGACGAGUCCCUGUAUGGGAUUGCGAAGAUGUUCACGAGAUAUACGGUCUAAUGCAGGAGUUUAGUGAGGCUGCAAACCCGGGAAAGCACAUUGCCGAAAUCUUUCCAGCCUUAGCCAAUAUUCCUGUUUUCAUGCAAUGGUGGAGGAGGGCUGCACAGCAGUCUUUUAAUCGCCAAGCGGCUAUUUGGAUGAAAUACUGGACGCAACUUAAGGCGCAGAUGAAUUUGAAUCAGGCCCCCGAAUGCUUUGUGAAACAGUUCAUCGAGACUGACUAUGGAAAAAACGGUAUUAGCGAGCUUCAAGCGGCCUUUGUGGCGGGUACAAUGAUCGAAGCUGGGUCGGAAACGACAUCUUCGGCGCUCAACUCCUGCGUCAGGUAUUUUGCAGCCUAUCCAGAAGCCCAGGCCAAGGCAUAUGAGGAGAUUCGCCGAGUGGUCGGCGAGAAUCGCGUCCCUAGUUUUGAGGAUGAACGAGACCUACCUUACAUAAGAGCCUGUGUCAAGGAAGUUCUUCGAAUCCGACCUGUCACUAAUAUUGGAAGCCCCCACUACACCACGGCCGACAUUGUGUACAAGGACUACUUCAUCCCGGCAAACACCGUCGUCUCUGUCAACCAGUAUGCACUUCACUUUGACCCAGAACGCUACGAUAAGCCAGAUGAUUUUAUACCGGACCGCUAUCUCAACCAUACCCUGAAAGCGGGUGCAUACGUAGCGCAUCCUGAUCCUUAUGAACGAGACCACUUUGACUUUGGCGCUGGUCGACGAAUCUGCCCGGGCAUGCAUCUGGCCGAAAACAGUCUUUUUAUAACAAUUGCUUCCAUUAUCUGGGGCUUCGAAAUCCUACCACCAAUUUUGGAUGGCCAGGUCAGCGCGGUUGAUGUUUCUGAUGCAGCCUACGAAGAGGGAGUGAACACCCUCCCGAAGCCUGGAAAACUGCUAUUUGUGCCGCGCAGUGCGGUAGUGGAGAAAACUAUCAAGGCGGAAUGGCAGAAAGCGAAAAAAGAUGGUUAUAUGCUAGGGUCGAUCAAAGUGGAUGCUGAGGGGAUGGUCGCCGGCAGCAAAUAA